Messenger RNA from Cuculus canorus (common cuckoo), 6091 nucleotides. It is a transcript of the gene RASSF8, whose product is annotated as Ras association domain family member 8. The transcript has 6 exons. NCBI's taxonomy places the organism in Eukaryota, Metazoa, Chordata, Aves, Cuculiformes, Cuculidae. The coding region runs from base 321 to 1580 and encodes 419 amino acids. Gene Ontology annotation, biological process: signal transduction. The record is from RefSeq and is a predicted model, not a curated record.
CUCUCCCGGUGAAGGGGAGCGAGGGAGAGGCAGGAAGGAGGUGGGGGCGCCCGCGGGCGGAGCCGAGACCCGGGGGCGCUGCCCGGGGAGCGGCGGCGGGACGGGAACGCGGCAGCCGCCGCCGGGUGAGCGGAACAGACCGUGUCAGCAGAGUUGGCACUUAUGCCUGGAGUAGCAGAUUGCACUAAACCCACUGCAUAAACGGACAUCGCUGUCUUGAUCUGCAGCUGCUGAGAGGAGUCUGCUGCGUUAUAUCUGGUAUAGCUGCAAGUAUGACUUGAGUGAUUUGCAUUCAUGGCUCUUGGAUGAUCUGGUGAACCAUGGAGCUCAAAGUAUGGGUGGAUGGAGUCCAGAGAAUUGUGUGUGGGGUCACCGAAGUCACAACAUGCCAGGAAGUUGUAAUAGCCCUUGCUCAGGCUAUUGGUCGCACCGGGCGCUACACGCUGAUCGAGAAGUGGCGGGACACGGAGCGGCACCUGGCGCCGCACGAGAACCCCAUUGUGUCGCUGAACAAGUGGGGUCAGUACGCGAGCGACGUGCAGCUGAUCCUGCGCCGCACCGGCCCCUCUCUGAGCGAGAGGCCGACGUCGGACAGCGUGGCUCGCGUCCCGGAGAGGACUCUGUACCGGCAGAGCUUGCCGCCCCUCGCCAAGCUGAGACCUCCCGGCGACAGGUCCAUGAAGAGGAGGGAACCCAAGAGGAAGUCCCUCACCUUCACUGGAGGGGCCAAAGGGUUGAUGGACAUCUUUGGAAAAAGCAAGGAAUCCGAAUUCAAGCAAAAGGUGCUCAACAACUGCAAAACAACGGCGGACGAGUUGAAGAAGUUGAUCCACCUUCAGACAGAGAAACUUCAGUGCAUUGAGAAGCAGCUGGAGUCCAACGAAGCGGAGAUCCGCUACUGGGAACAAAAAUAUAACUCCAGCCUGGAAGAAGAGAUCCUCAAGCUGGAGCAGAAGAUCAAAAGGAACGAAGUGGAGAUUGAAGAGGAAGAGUUUUGGGAAAACGAGCUGCAGAUUGAACAGGAGAAUGAAAAACAGCUGAAGGAGCAGCUGCAGGAGAUGAGGCAGAGGAUCCUGGAGUGUGAGAGCAAGCUGAAGGACUACAUGUCUCAGAUCCACAACAUGGAAAGUGGUCUUGAAGCAGAGAAGUUGCAACGGGAAGUUCAAGAGUCCCAAGUGAACGAAGAAGAGGUCAAGGAAAAGAUCGAGAAAGUGAAGGGUGAAAUUGAUAUUCAGGGCCAGCAGAGUCUGAGACUAGAAAAUGGCAUUAAAGCUGUGGAAAGGUCUUUGGGCCAAGCUACCAAGCGGUUACAGGACAGGGAACAAGAACUGGAGCAACUGACAAAGGAACUGCGACAGGUCAAUCUACAACAGUUCAUCCAGCAAACGGGAACAAAGGUCACAGUGCUGCCAGCAGACCCCGUUGAGAUGGAGGCCCCACAUGUGGAGCUCGAGAGAGAGCCAACAUUUCAGUCUGGGUCACUGAAGCGCCCCGGCUCAUCCAGGCAACUCCCCAGUAACCUUCGGAUUCUACAGAACCCCCUGUCAUCUGGUUUUAACCCGGAGGGCAUUUAUGUAUGACAGUACAUACCUCUUCUGGAGAGGACCUAGCAAGGUACUCUGGACAAGAUACACUUUUGUUUUAUUCUGCCAAUGAUGAAUGGAAGAAGGUGGUUUGCUUGUUUGUUUGUUUUUUAAGGCACCAUAUAUUUUUUUCUUCUUCCUCUGACACACCACUUGGAGCCAUACCCUGUGCACUGAUGCUAAAGAGACAGAAGAACUGUCUCGAUUCAUAAUUGACAAGGAUGAACUUACUAUCAACACAGCUAGAGUGCAAAAACCUUCCUUUGUUUUUGUCACUUCAGAAGCAUUUGAGGAAGUAUUGUUCCAUGUAUAGGCAUAAAUGAAAGACUGAGGGUGAAGGAAACCAUGUAUGCAACUUACCUGAGGUUUAAUUUAUUCCCUUUAAUCAAUGGACGCGUGAAUGUUGAUCUUUUUUAUUUUUAUUUUUAACUUGUGGGUAAUCAUGUAUGGCUGUAUGUCAGUCUGACAAGGUGGCUUUAAUUUGCGUGUACAACCAUCCACCAUCUGAUCAAGAACAAUGACUUGCAAUGCAGAGUUCUGUGGAGUGCUGAACCAUUAAAACGGUUUCUCACCACUGACUUGAUUAAUUUCUGUUGUGGGUAUUAAGGUGUCAUGUUACAUCAAUUGCUACCUUUUAAGGCUUGAAAAGUGAGCUUGUGGGAUUUACUUGCUGUUGAAUCUGCCUUGAAUGAAGCACCUAGUGUUCAAAAGAUUUAUGGAAUUUAAACCUUGGCUUGGUAAAAAUUUCCAGCAUAUGAUUGAGGAUGCACUAGUUAGAUGAUAUUUUAUUAUAUAGAAUGUAUAUUUGAAAUAUUUUGCCACAUUGUAUAUGCCUUUUGAGAAAAGAACAAUGUAAGAAGUUAUCUUCAUAUAUCUUACCAAAAGAGAGUAGGAGGCUUUCACUGUGUGUCAUUUUAUACUUUGUUUUUUCCACUAGUCAUUACAGUGUUGUUUUGUGAUGAAUCUUGCUGUUAGAGGAGGAAAAAAAAAAAAUUUUUGGAAAACAAAUGAGCAUCCUCUUCCAGCCUUCCAGAAUUCACUCAAGUUGUGUGGAGGGAAGAAACCAGGCAGAGAGUCUCAUCAAGUCAAUAGCAGAGCUUCUACUGACUUGAGUGCUGCUGGGAUUUCAUUCCAGGUCCCCAGUAUUAAAUGGUAGACCUUUAGCCACUUUGAAAGACAUAUUGCUGCUCACUUACAGAAUAUAAAGCUUACAAACAGGAAAUUCACACACUUAGUAGUCAAAAAAUGGGAAGAGAGAACGUUACCGUAUGUUGAUGUCAGUCUAAUGCAAUCAGAGCUAAGCAAAGGUCAGACAAAAAGGCUUCCAUGGAGAAAGUAAGACACUGUGUUCGUUACAGGUCUUGAAAUUAGAUCACUAAAGUGGACAAGUUUGUAGGUGUCCGCAUCAGUGGGACACCUUGUGUGCGUUAGGAGGCUGGCCUCAAGGGUGAGUUAGAGAAGGAAUGGGCCUUACCUAGCUGCAUUUGGAUUUCCUGUUUGAACAGCAACUCAUACAAUCAGCCCCCGCCCUUGAGAUCCCUUUGACACAAGAGGGGGUCACUGUGCUUUCACUGCAGUAUUGGAUACCAGGACUCCAGUCAGUGGCAUAAUGACACAACUCCUGAAGUCUUCGGUAGCAUCAGGAUUUUACCACUGGUAGGAAACUCCAAGCUUAUUGCCACAGAAAAUACUUAAAAUUCUUAACUCCUAGCAUCCUAUUGUGUUGUUUUACUGAUGUGCAGACAAAUGUUAAUUUAAACUUCCUUUUUUAAAAAAGGCUGUUCCUGGCAAAUGGAAGAUUUAUAAGAUAUAGUAGAAUAUGAAGGACUCUUGAGUGUUUAAUGCAUUUUUUCCCCUUUCCACUUAUUAGUGGCAUCAUAUAUUCUCCAAAUGCUGCUGUAUCUAGACUAACAGCAACAGAUAAGGCUGUGAAUAUAUAAAUGACCUUUCCAAAUGGAUUCUGAAUUUUUACUGUUUACUCAUCAGGUCUCUUUUACUUUUUUCCCCCUUUGUGAGCAAACUGGAAAAGGAAAUGUUCCUACUUGAGGAAUGUUUGCAGUGCUCACAGAUUUUACUGUUAGUUUAUCACAAUUCUGUGCUCAUGUUUACUGUGCCCGUAACUUUGUAUUAAAAAAUAAAGAAUGUGUAUAUAUACAUAUAUAUAUAUUUAAAAAAGUGUAAAAUAUACAUAGUUUGGGGACAAUAUCUGUCCAAGGUACUUGAGCAUCUAUGCCUUACAUUCUGGGUUCAAUUUACAGAAAUAAAAUGGCCCUCUCCAGUGGAUAUCUUGCAUUUUCAGCACCUCCUGAUGUUAGAAAACUGAGGCACUCGGCACCUUGCAAAGUCUGGCCCAAAUUAUGCUGCAUGGAGGUGGGGGGAAACACAAGGGAAAGCCUGUUGCAAUUUCAGUCUUGUACUGAGACAAAACAUUUUCAAUGCAGAUCAACUUACUUACCCAGCUAAUGUUUUUGUCAUGCUUUGUAACUAGUCCAUCUCCCAGAGAUGUCAGUUUGAGCUGAACUGUGCUCUUGCAUCAUAAAAACCGCUCUCUUUCUCUGCCAGGUUAUUUAAGAUGGAGAGAAAAGGAAAAGGAUUAAAAGGAAGGGGAAGAGCAGCUUUGGAGGGCUUGAGUUAUGGCUUUCUAAUAGAAUCAAGGAAGGAAUUUGCCAGUUUAAAAAGUAGCAUCUGCUGAAUGCAGCGGCAGUUAGACAGAAGGGCCAGCCUGGAGCUGGCUCAGGAGUGGCCACCAUGGCUGAGUGGGCCCUCCUUGUCAGAGCUUUAGCAACUGUCAAGGUGAUCUAGAAAACAUUCACAGCUUCACCUACUAUUGUUGCAAAGGAGAGGCUUUGGUAUCCAAACCAUUUGGGAAACCCAACAAACUCCCCUGCCUCCACUAUACUUACUCAGAAAAAUAUUCAGUUUCACCCCGGACAAUGUUCUGUAGCGUUUUCACCCUCUCUGUAAAUAAACAACAACAAAAAAAAAUGGCAUGCCCUUGCAUUAAAUGUGAAUUGAACAACGUACUACAGUUAUAGGAAUUCCUCACAUUAUGGCGUUAAGCAUUUUGCUUCUAAUCAACUGCAGAACCUCACUCUUCACAGAUGUAGAAAAGAAAUUUUCAGAAGUCUUUCAAACCUAUUUAGAGGGCAUUAGCAGAAAGGAAGCUACACAUACUGUUUUUAACAAGUGCCAUAUUAUUUGCUGGCCAGCAUGAUAAAAAUGGGGGGGGGGGGGGGUUGCUUGCAUUAAAUAUUUGAAUACACAAGCACUAUUUUCCAGUGCACAGGGAAUUUAUAUGGAGAACUCCCGUAACUAAUGAAGAUUAACUGGUUUACCUCUCUCAUCCAUGAGGAUACAGUUUAUUUUUGCUGGUGAUACUAUGUUGUUAGGGGAAAAGGGGAGGUGGGUUUGACUGCUUGAAAAGCCAGUAGGUUAAGGCUAAGGUAAACAUUCUGAAUGCCUCAGCAAUGGAGAAGCCCAAGUCCCACUCUGAAAAGUCAGCUAGGAACCUGCCUCCCGUUAUCUUUUAGUGGGACUUAGGUUCCCAAGUGCCUGAAUUGCUUCUGGAAAUGGUAUAUUAUCUUUGAGAUUACUCGCUUUUCUAAACACUAGCAAGUUGGAAAGAAGUUCUUAAAGAAGAGAACUACCACUAGCAUUAGCAAUACACAACAUGAUUUUGUUGUGAGGUAAGAGGGGAAAAAUCCUUUAGUGGAAUAAAAAUCUCCUCUUGGGGCAAUAAUUGCCUUGGUUUUAGCAUGAAGAGGAACUGGGAUCACAUGAGUAUGAAGAAAAAAAAAUUGGUCUUGCAAUUUUCAGUGAGUUGUCUUGAAGCAUAUAAAUUCCUGAUGUGCAUUAACUUGAGUGAAUUGGGCCUUAAUGAUCCAUGUAAAUAACAAAACUGUAUUCGGAUAUUUUUUCCAGAAAAUAGUCUUUAAUGGUCUGUACUGUAUCAAAAUAAGUGUCAAAGUGUUACUUUUAUAUUACUUUUUUUUGGGUUUUGUUUGUUUUUGUUUUUGGUUUUUUUUUUUUUUAGAACAUUGAAACAUGCAUGUUUAUUCUAUUUGCUACAGUAUUUUAUGUUUUGGAUGAAGGCCAUCAGUUGUAUGGAGAUGACAAAACAAUCAUUCUGUCUAUUUAUUCAGUAUUGCUGCUCAAAAUUUUCAAAAUAAAGCUUUCAAUGCCAAUAUAGUGACUGAUUGAAAGCUGUUCUAGCUCUCUUCAAAUGUUUCUUUCUAUGUUUAUAGAAAACUAAAUAAGUGAAACUUGGUAUAUAAACUGCUAUACCAGCAAAGAAUUAUUGCAAUAAUAUUGUUGGGAGGGCUUGUGGGUAGGCGUGUGUAGUAUGUACAUAGAUGUAUGCAUGCACUGAAUGUGUUUAGGUCUUGAGUAAAUGGAGUGCCAAAGAAUGUUUGAAUCCUGUGUGGUUUUGCAAGCAACUUACACCUACAAUCAAAUACUGGUUAGUGCUUCAUACCACUGUGCAGUGCUUGUAUGGAGCAGAAGAAGCA